AUGCUGCGUUUUCUGAUCUUGCUGGGAACCGGAGUUCUCCUGGGGAUAUAUAUCCUGGGCACCCAGGCGGAUUGCAAUGUUUGUGCAUCCACUACCAACGUGGCCUGCAUAUCGAAUACCUCGUUUCAGUACUGCGACAGUAGCGCAUUGCCCUUUGGUCCAGUUUAUUCGUGUCCCACGGGAUACUAUUGCACGGCGAAUGACGUGACCUGUGACCCAAAUGUCAACCUUCGAUCCUGUAUUGGAUGUGGAACCUGCAACAGUAACAACACCUUCGCUUGCAUCACCGCCAGAAUUUAUGCAUUGUGUUUGGGGACAACUACUCCUUCUCAGAUCCUCGGAAGCUGUGGUGUGAAUUAUGUGUGUGAUUUCAAUAACCCCAACAUUUGUGGUAGUCCUUCGGCGGGAUCUCAGGCCACUUGUCCUGGUGACACAGGAACUGGAGAUGCAACUGGGGUAUCACCCACUACCUAUUGUGCCACCGUUCAGCAACACGGAAGGUUUCCCUAUGGCACCGAUCUAAACACCACCUGCAGGCAGUACAUCUAUUGUUUCCUGAAUGCAACUUACUGGAGAGGAGGUCUUUAUGAUUGUCCUGGUCAAACAUACUUCAACAGCUCAUCAAGAUAUUGUGACACAGAAGUGCCUGCAAGGUGCACUUACGGAGUCGCUACUUUAAGCCUCAUCAUUACUUAA
Molecule: messenger RNA, 696 nt
Organism: Drosophila ficusphila
Lineage: Eukaryota; Metazoa; Arthropoda; Insecta; Diptera; Drosophilidae
Exons: 2
Coding region: 1-696 (231 amino acids)
Cellular component (GO): extracellular region
Molecular function (GO): chitin binding
Source: RefSeq, a predicted model, not a curated record